This is a messenger RNA of Tetranychus urticae (two-spotted spider mite), 4843 nucleotides long. RefSeq lists its product as uncharacterized. Gene Ontology annotation, cellular component: plasma membrane. Gene Ontology annotation, biological process: G protein-coupled adenosine receptor signaling pathway; adenylate cyclase-activating G protein-coupled receptor signaling pathway. The record is from RefSeq and is a predicted model, not a curated record. Gene Ontology annotation, molecular function: G protein-coupled receptor activity. NCBI's taxonomy places the organism in Eukaryota, Metazoa, Arthropoda, Arachnida, Trombidiformes, Tetranychidae.
AAAGUGAAAGAGAGAGAGAAAGAAAGAAAGAGAGUGAACAAGGUUUUGAUGAAGACGGGUGAGCAGAAAUGAAAACAAAAAUUAAAGCGUAGUCUCCAUCUUUUUAUUGUAAAUCAGAAACAAGUUAAUUGUUCAAUGGCAACUCCAACAUUUGCCUUGACCAUAUAAUAUCAACUCACAGUUUAACCAUUAAAUGUGUUCAGCAAAAGAUUGGUUCAACAGUGUGUCAGACUCGUAAUAUCAACCAAUUGACAUAAGCAAACUUGAUUACCAUUGUACAUUAAUUGGUUUGGUAAAUAAUUAGUUGUAAAGCAAGAUAAAGAGUUACCCUGUAUGUGUUCAGAAAAAGAGCAACUUCUCUCCAUCUCCCAACAUUAAUGUUUAUAUUGUGUAUUUAUGUACGUAUCUGUGUAGUUGGUGACUCUCCAAACUCUGAGCAUCGCCAAUCAACAGUUUAACUAUUUACCUAUCAACUUGUUGAAUUUAAACAUCAUUUAGAUUGUUAUGAUUAUUGAACCAUCCUGAUUGUGAUGCUGCUUUAUUAUCAUAUAAUUUUUAUCAUGGUAAAGGCAUUUCCUCGUCUUCAUAUCCAUCAACAAACCAACCUCACUCAAUGUUACUAAAGGUAACUCAACGGUUAUGUGUUGUUUAACCAUCUAUUUGGUGAACCUUUUCGCCAUCUGUUGAUAUAUCCAUCAUGGUUAACUAAAUUAAAUUGUUUCCUCCGGUCCAGUUCAAUUUGUUCUUCGAUAUGUGUCACUUGAUUCAAGUUUAAUUUUCCUUAAUUGUGAAGUGUUUCCAAACAAGUAAUAAUAAUCUGCAAAGCCGAAGUCUCAUUGACGGUGAGUCGCAAUAAUAAAAACUCUAAUAACCACCAAUCCGUCUUAAGCUUAAAUCUUUCAAUCACAGCCUUUCUGUAUUUAAAAUUGAUCAAGCCUUAAUUGUGAUAAAACCAUCAUAAAUCAACCAUCAGUUUGAAACCAAAAAGAUUGUAUUCCCAGCUAAAGCAUCAUCUUGUUAAAAACCUUUUCAUUUCGCCGUUUACUUUUGACAUUUUGUUGUCAAAAGGUAUUUCUGUGUUACUCCUCUCAGUUGUAUAUUGGCAUUGUUGGUAACAAUAAAAGUCGACAAGUUGGUUAAACAAAAUCAUUUUGCACUAACAAUCUGAUGAUUAAUAACUACCUAACAAAGUCUCAAGACAUUUUAUCCUAUCAAUUGACGGUUUCCAGCUAUUAUUGAUACCUUUACUGGUGAUUUUCAGCUCAUUUAUCAUUAUUUUCAACCUUAUAUUGUAACAAAAAAAUCUAUUAUAUACGCUGAUCCUGAUUGGAAUAAGGAUCCUAGAUUACUCAGACUAGGAUCAAUUUAAUGAUAAAUUCCUGAUCAAUUCUCUGUCCAGUUUCAACCUUAUAUUGUCUUCUUCAUUGUCCAUCCUCAGCAAAAGGCGUAAACAAUUUUGGCUUUCAUUGUUCUCAAAGUGAUUACAGAUCAUUGAGCUUCUGGUCAACCCAAAAAUCCCUCCACAUUGCUUCCUGUUGUAAUUGAACUUGAAUAGUUGCAAAGACUGAAAGAGAAAAAAAUAUAAAUAAAUUUAAAUUAGGAGAAAAUUUGUUCACAUCAAAUGUCAAAAACAAAGUAUCUGUCUUCUCGUUUCAUCUUGACUCUCAUUUAAUUUCUUUAUCCUCCUUCAGAUGAAACUCCCUUCAGAAUAAUAAAUUUUAUCGUAUGGUUUCAAGUAAAAGCAGCUUCAUCUCAAGAAGAAGAAGACAAACAAAGGUAAAAAAGCGAUCUCGAAAGAAAACGAAGAUAAGAUUAACCAGGAAAGGAGGAAUCAUCCAGAGGGAGGGAGAAGGAGUGAGAGAGGUAAGGGAAUAAAAGUAGAAAGUAUUAAAAAAGGUAGUGAAGAUGAAGUGAGACACAGAAAAGAGGAGGAAAAACAUAGAGGUUACGAGGACAUAUUAUCAGCUCAGGUCUUGAGGGAUUUUGUUGAUUCAAGUCUAUAAGAAAUAGCUUUGAGAAAAGCUUUCUUCUCUUUUUUUCUCCUUCUCUCUCUCUCUCCAAUCGUUCUCUGUCAUUAGUUUCCUCGUUUAGCUGAAAAAAACGAAGAACGAAAUUAAAAUACAAAAUAUUGAAAGAGAUAUAAAAUACCUACCGAAAGAAGACAAAGAAAAUAUUGAAUAUAGAGAGGCGAAAUCAAGCAAAGAAAGAGAGGGAAAUACAAUGAUAAAUCAACAUCGACUUAUGACUGCCCUGGUCAACCUGUCCACUGGAAAUUCCGGAAAUCCCAAUGAUAGUCCAUCCUUUGAUACUCAAGAACAAUUUUGGUCAAUCCUCAACCAAACUAACUCAACAUCAAUAUCAUCAAUCAAUUCAAGUGAAUCCAAUGAUACUUUCAAUAAUGGUUCGCAUCCCUAUUACCCAUCCUCAUCAAUACUGUCCAAUCAUUAUUCACAUUUGGCUUCAUCCUUGAAUAGUUUUGAAAUCAAUCCAAAAACUCGAAAUCCUUAUGGAGCUGGACCGGUAUUACCAGAUGAUAAUGCUAAUUGGGAUGGAUUGUUUCAAUUGAUUGGACUCUCUCUUGUUUCAACAUUAGGUUCAAUGGGUGGCAUUUUUGUCAUCUCAGCUAUAGUUGUAAUUGACACUUUUCAAGUUCGUGGUAAUGUAUACCUUGUAAGUUUGGCAUUAAGUCACCUAUUGGUCACUAUUCUGGUCAUUCCAGCGUCGUGUGUUGCCAUAAUGGCCAAUAUUCCGGGUGACCCGUCCAUUUGUCACUUCCAAUGGUUGGUAACUCUUUCAACUUUAACAAUCUCAGUUAUAUCUUUUAUGUUAAUGUCUGUGGAAAAUUUGAAAGGAUUAACAUCAAUUAUUUCGUAUGAAAAAUGUUGUACAAAAUUACGAAUUGUGAUCAUAGUGCUUAUUACCUGGAUACUGGGUCUUGCACUUCCUUUAACUCAACAUGUCAAUGCGUAUGGUCCUUCUGUGUGUUCCGGUGAUCGCAAUUCAUAUUCAACAAUUAAUCCAACUUAUCAUUUAAUAAUAACAAUUAGUGUUCUUAUUCUUCCCACACUGAUUACUCUGUUGUGCUUUACUCGUUGCUUCUUCAUAAUUAAAUGGUUGCGUUCACAACUAGAAAUACAUCCAACUGAGGAUCCUUGGGCAUAUAUGUUAACUGAUGAAAAUUUGCUCAAAUCUAAUAUUUGUGUUUAUAUAUCAUCAUUUCUCAUGUGGACACCGUUAAUAAUCGCCUCCAUUGUUAAUAUUUAUUCACCAGUGGCUCAAGAGUGGCUGAAUUCAACAUGGUAUUUAGCACUGUGUCAUUCAUGUGUCUACAGUUUUCUGUAUGCAGCAACCAAUAGAGACUUUGCUGAAGCUUUUUUCAAACUUUUCUAUUACUGUUGCUGUAAAUCUCAUGUAACAUGGCAAAGGAAAGGAGGUGGGCCUCGUCGUGGGCCAAGUUACGGGCCAAUGGGCUUAAGAGUUCAUAUAAUACCAGGCCUUAAUAUGUAUUCACAGAGGCGAGAAGGUGGCUCAAGUGGAGGAUCCGUUGGUGUUGGUGGCUCGUCGAGUUUUUCAACGCGAAUCACUUCAAGUGGUGGUGGAAGUCAAGGCGGUGGAAGUUCCUUUGGACACCAUUCGGGUGGGUUCUCUUUCGGUGGACACAGCAGCGGAUUCGGCGGUGGACACUCGUUUGGGGGUGGUUCCUCAUGUACUAGUGGACCUUUUGCUCGAUCAUUUCAAUCUGGGCGAGCUUACAAGACAACCGGUGAUCUUUAAGUCAAUAAACCAGUAACUAAACAAUCCGCAAUCAAUACAAAUUUACUCAAACAAAAGAAACAGAAAAACCAAUUAGUAAAAAUAGUCAACAUACUAUUAAUUGUUUCUCAUUAGCCAACAAAAACAGCUGUACAUAGUGACUAAUUGAUGAAACUUUGUGAUUGGUUGAAACAAUUAGAUUUAACAAAUUAACAUUAGAUGGCAUUAAAACCGUUGAACAAUUUUUGUUACAGCUUUUGAAAUACAAAAAAAGAGUUGAGUGUAACUUUUAAUUAAUUAAAAAAAACAAAAGAAAUGUAAAUCAUUCUAAUCCCUUUUUGAGGCCCAAAAAAUGUUUAAUGUUUAAUUUUAUUGUUAUUUUUAUUAAUUUUUUGCCAUUUAUCAUAGUUGACAAUAUACAUAAUACAGUAUAAAUAAUAUAUACCUUACUCCAAAAUCAAAUGAAAUAAGUAUAAGAAUGAUAUUAAUAUACACAAGAACCCAAUAAUAAUUUGCUCAUCUUAAUUGUGACCCUUCUUUUUUCGUCCUCAUUCCACUUAUAUCCAGUUUGAUUCCUAGCAGUUAUUAAGAAUUAUUAAUAAUUAUUUGGGAACAAAUAUAACAAUGAUGGUAAUAAUGAUUACAUAAAUAAUCAUGUUAAUAAAAUAAUAAAGGGACCAUUAUUUUUAGGUGGAACCUGGUAUGAAAGAGUUUGAUUUCAUUUGCUUCUCUCUGUCCAUUCCACUGUUCAACUCAAUGAUAAUAUGAUUAAAACUAAUACAGUAGUGUUCAGGGUUAAGUUAACAAAAUUGGAGAUGUUUUUCAUAGUCAAUAGUAAAUGAAAGUACCAAUGAGAUCGAACUUUAUUUUGUUCAGUUUUCUAUUGAAUUGUUUUCUUUCUUAUCUCAACUUGAUAUGGUUAAGACGCCGACACCUGAAAAUUAACGUAAGUGUGACCCUUUUUUGUCAACUAACUCUGACCACAACUGUAACAAUAAUCUUUCUCUCUAACUGUAAUUUACUUUCUAUUCUGCUUCUGUCUUUUUUACUGUCAACAAUAUGUUUUCAAUAAAUGUCUCAAUUUACUUUA